Phialemonium atrogriseum is the source of this 3047-nucleotide messenger RNA. RefSeq names its product ER-golgi trafficking TRAPP I complex 85 kDa subunit-domain-containing protein. The coding region runs from base 340 to 2730 and encodes 796 amino acids. The transcript has a single exon. Gene Ontology annotation, cellular component: TRAPPIII protein complex. The record is from RefSeq and is a predicted model, not a curated record. NCBI's taxonomy places the organism in Eukaryota, Fungi, Ascomycota, Sordariomycetes, Cephalothecales, Cephalothecaceae.
CACGUGAUGAUAAGCCAGCUAACCUGGAAGUUACCAGAUAAUGUCAGAGGUCGGGCUUGAGUCCCUGCUCCCUACAGCUGGGUGACACCCUGUAAUUCUCCAAAUCUAAUUUCUACCUCCACCUCGACCAUAACUGACACAGAAACCUGGGCCUUAUGCAUUUCUUCCUAGGCAUUUGUAACAGAGCUGUGCUUCACUGGUAGCCCUCACACGUACCUGACUUUUCCUACACCCAGCUCAGAGCGGCUUGGCAGACUUGGCAGCAAUUGAGAAGCCACGAGGCGAACCUGCCCUACAUUCAUUCGACACUCCUCGCUGGCCAGCUCCUAUCACAUCUUCAUGCAGCCCCUCGACGAUGCCUCCCAAGAAGAAUCCAUACAAUCCCUGCCCAUGGCAGCCUCCGCCCUGAGGCCCCCCAAGCAGCGUCAUUCUCUCGCAACCGACGGCCAUCCGCUCUCCCGGUCCGAAGCCUCCCUCCCCUACCGCGAUCGCCGCUCCUCCCCCUCGGCAGCCUCCCUGUUCGCAUCCACCUUGACCCCGCCCGGCUCGCGCUCCGCCUCACCGGCCGGCAGGUUCUCGCCGCCCGGCCCCACGUCCGGCUCCGUCUUCGGCGGCGGUUUUAAGCAAUCGCUUCUGGACACGGGCGCCGCGGACAACCCCGGAGACCCGCUGAACCUGAUCCUCAGGAGCUUCGUGCCCCACAUCGCCAUCUACGGGUCGCAAGACGUGGAGGAGCUGGUCAGGGAGAAGGGCUUCGACGGCGGCCUGUGGCAGCUGCUGCGGCCGUUUGGCGAGCGCAUCCAGGGCAAGGUCAACGUUAGGGACAGUAACGGCGGCGCGCGGGCGUGGGAGGACUUCUCGGUGCGCUUUGUGCGCUUCGGCGACGGCGUCGAGGAGCCCGAGGAGCCCGAGCUCGCGGCGGCUGCGGCGGCGGCGGCCCGGAAGAACCCGCUUUCGUCCCCGCCCAACGGUCGCCCGGCGUCGCCCAAGCGGCGGAUUAGCGGCAUUGCAACAGUCGAGGCCGUCGUGAAUCGCCAUCUGCACUACGCCGAGGAUGCCUACGUCGACUUCAUGUCGCUGAACACUCCCACUAGGCAGGGGCUGGACGUCGAUGCAACCUCGCCAUACUACGCCCUGUAUCUGCGCCGGAUAUUGUCCGGCAUCCCCGUGGCAUGUCACGAGACGUUCGGGCACCCCGUUGCCUGCAUCAUGGCUAUAAGCUCGCGGAAUCCGACACCGAUCGAUGCGCUUAGGGAGCUGUAUGCGGAAACGAGUGAGGGAGCCAAGAGGUUGCCGGCCUGGGUGGACGGAACAUAUCUGCGCUACUACGUGCUCGUCCACGAUGAAGAAAAGAGCGACAUCGCCAAAUCCCUGGCGCUUUUUGAGCAGAUGAAGCGGCAUUUGGGCCUGCAUUGCCAUCUGCUGAGGAUACGGAGUUCGCAGGGUGCCGAGACGGACGACGACAGUAUCCCGUUACCGCGGAGCGACUGGAUGACCGCGGACGAGGAGCUUCGGGAUAUCGAGAGAAGCGACGACAAGGAGGACUUUGAGGACCCGACGCGAUACAUCUUCGAAUCGGAUGCGACGGCCAUCCGGACGUUUGUCCGAGAAAUGGUAACGCAAUCUGUCGUCCCUACCAUGGAGCGCAACGUCUUGAAAUGGAACGACCAGGUGGCGUCGCGGCGCCGAGGCAUUAGUGGUCGAUUCAUGAGUCUGUCUAAGCGCUGGGCCUUCGGAAGCGGGAAUCGUAACUCGACUGGUAGCAGUGGCUCUGGCUCGUCGAAUAACUACGAUGCGUCGGGGUUCUACCGGGCGGACUCACCGGAGGCCAUCAUGAGGAAGCUGGCCGAUUAUGCCUUCAUGCUACGGGACUGGAAGCUGGCCAUGUCGACAUACGAGUUGCUGCGGGGAGAUUUUCAGAACGACAAAGCGUGGAAGUAUCAUGCGGCAGCCAACGAAAUGGCGGCACUCUCCCUGCUCAUCAUGCCGCAGAACAUGUCCUCCAAGAACCGGAUCGAGACCAUCAACCAGAUGCUCGAGCAGGCCCUCUAUUCGUACCUGACCCGCUGCGGCGCCCAGUUUGGUGCCCUCCGCUGUCUCGUCCUCGCACUCGAGCUACUACGGCUAAGGGGAGGCUCGGGCAUCGACGAGGCCGUGAAGUGGGGGACUCGCCUACUCGAGUCAAGGCUAGUGGGCGCGGUCGGCGACGCUCUUCUCAAGGAGCGCAUGGCCGUCUGCUACGCUACAAAGUCCGGCGGGGGCUCCCAGGCAUGGGGCGCCAGGAGGCGGAAGUCUGCGCUCUGGAGUGUCCUGAGCGCCGAGACUUGGCUCGCCCAGUCGAAGUUCGUCCAGGCGCAGAGAUGCCUCAACGAGGCGAGAAAGAUGUAUUCGCUGCUCCCAAGCGAAUACGGCGUACAGAAGUUCGCCUUCGCGAGCGACUUCAUGGCCCAACUUCAGGCCGAGCUUAAGGAGGCCCUUGCCGGAAAAGACGGAGCGGCUUACGAAGAUGGCAGCCUGGACGGGCAGGAAGAAGUGGAGCUGCUCGUUGACGAGGAGAGCGAGACUCUAGACCGGAGAAGGUCCCGGAGGACCAGCUUGAUCGUCGCUCCUGGGGCAGCGGGGCCAAUCCUAGAGACCGAACCUCUGACGCCGCUUGUACCGGCAGCGCGGACGCUCGCUUCAAUCGAGGACGAGGAUGGUGGCACGUCGGCAAAGGAUGGUUUCGGCUGAGGUCACCGUCGCAGGUGCCAAGCCUGGGGAUGGGAGGCCCCGAACUUGCAUGGAAAGGCGUUGCUUCGUUAAUUCGCACCAGCAUUAGUGUAAUUCCAUAGAGGAAAGCGGUGAGGAGCAAUACGGUAUACAGUUUCGUGGCCAUUUGAUCAAGGGUCACGGAUAUCAUUUGCAUAAAUGGAUAUCCCCAAACUGAAAGAGAGGCUCAUUAAGCGAACAUGGGUUGCUGCAGUAUCCCGGUCUACCCAGGUUCUUGGUGCCUGCCGGAAGCUUAGGCCGUGUUGAUAAGAUAGCGCUAAACAAAACCCCUGCUCUGC